Molecule: messenger RNA, 5104 nt
Organism: Trematomus bernacchii (emerald rockcod)
Lineage: Eukaryota; Metazoa; Chordata; Actinopteri; Perciformes; Nototheniidae
Gene: fcho2
Product: FCH and mu domain containing endocytic adaptor 2
Biological process (GO): clathrin-dependent endocytosis; clathrin coat assembly; synaptic vesicle endocytosis
Cellular component (GO): clathrin-coated vesicle; plasma membrane; clathrin-coated pit
Source: RefSeq, a predicted model, not a curated record
CAGACGGGUGGAGGUGGAGUCUUUAGGUGGGGAGGGAGAAGAAAGGGGAGAGGAGGAAAACGGGGAAAGGCAGAUACAACAGAAACGGGGGGAGGACGGUGGAUGAUUUACGCUUUAAAAGUUGCCUUACAACACAUUUAAGAGUUGCGGCGAAGAGGAAUAAAACAAGAUGAUAACGCCCUACUUCCUAGAGAAUUUCUGGGGUGAAAAAAACAAUGGCUUUGAUGUGCUCUACCAUAACAUGAAGCAUGGCCAGAUUUCCUCCAAGGAGCUGACGGACUUCAUCAGAGAAAGGAGUACUAUUGAAGAGGCGUAUGCCAGGUCUAUGACCAAACUUGCCAAGUCAGCGGGCAACUUUUCUCAGCUCGGGACUUUUGCUCCGGUGUGGGAUGUGGUCAAGACGUCAACAGAGAAGCUUGCCAGCUGUCACAUGGAGCUGGUGAGGAAACUACAGGAACUUAUAAAAGAGGUCCAGAAGUAUGUGGAGGAGCAGGCCAAAGCACACAAAAAGACAAAAGAAGAGGUGGCUUCCACCCUUGAGGCUGUGCAGAACAUCCAGACCACCUCUCAGGCUCUGCAGAAGUCCAAGGAGAUCUACAAUGCCAAAACCGUGGAGCAGGAGCGCCUCCGCAAAGAGGGGGCCACCCAGAGAGAUGUGGACAAGGCUGGAGUGAAAGCCAAAAAGGCCACGGAGACCUACAAGUCAUACGUGGAGAAAUAUGCCGCCGCCAAGUCAGAGUUUGAACAGAAGAUGGCAGAAACAGCACAGAAAUUCCAAGACAUUGAAGAAAACCACACUCUCCACAUGAAGGAGAUCAUCCAGUCAUACUCGCAGUCCGUCGACGAAACACACGUUCAAAUAGGAGAGGUCCAGAAUGAAUUUGUGAGGAACGUUGAGAACACCUCAGUGGAGAGUUUAAUACAGAAGCUGGCCGAGAGCAAAGGAACGGGCAAGGAGAGACCAGGACCCAUUGAGUUUGAGGAGUGCAAUACAGCUAUUGCUACUGAAGGUGCCAAACCAAGAAAGAGAAAACCAUUCGGCAUCCCAGGUCGAAGGAAAGAUAAGGAUACAGACUCGACGGAGUCUACAGAAGUGGAAGCUGCUAACACUGCCAAUGGAGCUCCCCCUGGGUACUAUGGGGCCAUAGACAUCCAGAACGCUAACGUUCCCCAAGUUGAUGCAGAGGGCUUCUGCAUCAGACCGGAAGGAAAUGAGAACGAUGCCAAAGAGAAUUCCUUUUAUUCGUCCAGCGACUCGGAGGACGAAGAUGAACCCAGGAAGUUCCACGUAGAAAUUAAGCCCGUUCUGCCAAACAACGGCACGCACCAGAACAGAGCCACCAUCGACGAGCUUAAAGCCUCCAUCGGAAACAUCAGCCUGUCUCCUUCGACCUCGGGACAGAUGCGGAGGAACCAGUCCAGGAACACAGGAGUGUCUGCAUUAAGCUCUAAGGCUCAGGGUCCGGGUGAUGAGCUGGCAAAACCCAGAGUGCCAACACCAUACGAACUCACCAACAACGACCUUCUGUCUCUGGACCCGUUCGGCCCGACCCUUGCACCAGGCUCCUCUUCGUCUGUGUCUUCAUCAACAGUGCCUUUACCAAAUCGACCAACCACCCCCCUCACAGCUGGAGCCCUGGUGCCCCCACCCCGACCCUCUUCCAGGCCCAAACUCCCCACAGGGAAACUCACAGGAAUCAAUGAGAUUGUACGGCCGUUCAGCCCACCCAAGACCUCCAAUGCCAGCCCCCCUCCCGCUGCGCCCCUUGCCCGGGCGGAGAGCUCCUCCUCUUUGUCCUCGAAUGCCUCACUCAGUGCCGGCAACACCCCCUCUGUUGGAACGUCUCGCGGCCCCAGCCCUGUGACCCUGGCGUCCCAAGAUGCUUUGCCCAUUGCCGUGGCCUUCACAGAAUCGGUUAAUGCUUACUUCAAAGGCGCUGAUCCCACUAAGUGCAUUGUGAAGAUCACAGGAGACAUGACCUUGUCGUUCCCCAUGGGCAUCAUCAAGGUGUUCACCUCCAACCCCUCCCCCGCCGUGCUCACCUUCAAACUGAAGAACACCAGCAGGCUGGAGCAGAUCCUCCCCAACCAACAGCUGCUGUACAGUGAUCCUUCCCAAAGUGACUCAAAUUCCAAGGACUUCUGGUUCAACAUGCAAGCGCUGACGUCCUACCUCAGAAAAGCCUCAGAUCAGAAUCCCACAGCUUCCUAUUACAACGUGGACAUCCUAAAAUACCAGGUGCAGUCAGACGGGAUCCAUUCCACUCCGCUCAACCUGGCCGUGUACUGGAAGUGCACGCCGAGCACAUCCGACCUGCGGGUGGACUACCGCUACAACCCCGAGUCCAUGGCCCACCCCGGACCCCUGUCCAACGUCCAGAUCCUAGUGCCUGUGGACGGGGGGGUCACCAACAUGCACUCCCUGCCCAACUCCAUCUGGAAUGCAGAGCAGAAUAAGUGUCUGUGGAAGCUGAGUGACAUCUCGGAAAAGUCUGAAAAUGAAGGUGCCGGGUCCCUGAGGGCCAAGUUUGAACUGUCAGACGGACCCUCGAGCUUCUCCACCCUGGCAGUGCAGUUUAUGAGUGAGGGGAGCACCCUGUCAGGGGCGGACAUGGAGCUGGUGGGGGCGGGGUACAGACUGUCUCUCAACAAGAAGAGGUUUGCUACAGGACGUUAUAUGGCCGAUUGCUGAGGGGACCCAACACUCAAGAAAUCAAAUGUUGUCAGACACAAACGGCUUCCUGAACCUCUGGAUCCAUCUUUUGCCCGGGAGGCGAGAAUCUCACUACAAUAAAACAGCACUGAGUAUUGAACACUGUUUAAAAAAAAAAGAAUAAAAGAAGACGAGCUUUCAGGAAAUGUGUAGAUAUGAAGUCUAAUAAUGCUUCUGAUCAACUCACUUUUGUAUAGUCAGAAACAAUUUAUGAAUUAGAUAUAAAUCUAUAUUGUAUUUGAAAUCAGAAAAAAAAAAGUGCACUAACAAUCUUUAACAUGCUCUUCUUCCUCUUAUAGUCAUUUCUCAAGAGUCUAUAGGGAAUAUAAAACAAAACCAUGUCUGCGUGGAAGAAAAGAAUCUGCUCUUUCCUCUUUUCUGUGAACUGUAAAUAUUAACUCUGAUUAUUCUGCUCGACCAGCUCUGACUCAACGCUCAAAUCAGUUCUGUUUACUGAGUCUUUCUCUUUCCAUGAUUUGUCUUUUUCUCAUCACGUGCAAUGAAGCAAUGAAGGUAUAAUCUCUCUUCAACACACACUCACACUAUGGCACAAGCUUGAUUUCUUCAAAUAACAAGUGCUUUUUAACAAAUGCAGAAAAUCUGACCUCAGUGCCUCCUCUUAUUCUGUGGAUCAAAAGGCAAAAAACGUGCGUCAAUGAUUGACCCACAUGUGGGUAGGUUUGAAUCGCCCCUAGUGGGGUCUGUGAUCAGUGGGAUCUUUUUAAAAUUCUAUAUGUUUCCCCUUUCAGUCAUGGCUUAUAUUUUUACAAUUCUUAAGCCCUUCAUUUUUAUACUUUUUGACUGUAAAACAUUGUGUCAAAUGUCAGUUGCUUUAAAAGAAACGAAAUCAAGAGAGAUUACCCUAAAUAACCUGCAGCCUUUUUUUAAACUGGUGUUUUUUUUAUCAAACUUUGGUGCCCUAUUAAUGGAGAAAUGUGCCUGAAUCUAACUUUUCUCUCAUCUUGUUUGUAUACUACAACACAGUCAAUGAGAAUAGCACCAACAAUGUGCCAGUUUCUUUUUUUACUUCUACUAUUUGGAUGUUGAAGGGAAAAUCUCCUCUUUUUACAACUGUAGCAAUGAAUGAGUCACAUUGGCCUUAUUUGAUUGAAUUGAAUCAUCAAACUGUUUUAUAGCUUGUAUGUUUUCUAUUCAACACUCGUCUGUUGACUUUUAUCCCUCUCUCACAAUGUAAGUGAGUAGAAGCACAAUAAGGCCAAAGUAAUGAUGCAAAUGCCUUAAUCACAACGUGUUGACGCUGAGUGUUGUUGACUGUGGUUAGAUAUUGUGACACAGUACUGCUAUUGACCUGUGAUACAUUACUGGCCUGCCUUUCACCCAGUGCAUGCUGGGAGAAGCCUCUUUUAACUAUAAACAGCACAAGCGGGUAUAGAAAAUGGAUGGAUGGAUGAAAAUGACCAUGUUUGACUCUCGGUGCUUCAUUUCUGUCUUUUACUAAUGAAGGUUGCUGUAGAGGCUGCUGUACUUCUUGGUGGAGUACUUUUAUGUAUUUCAUUGUCCAAACCAUGUAAUGAUCCUUUAAUUGGUUCAAAUGCUGGUAUGUGUGGAGAUGUAGUCGGUUACGUGGAAGCUGUGAUUCAAAAUUGAUGACACUUUUUAGGGCAGGGGUUUCUAACACUGUGCCUCAUUUGGCCAACUGACCUCUUGGAUAGGAUUUUAGAAAAUAACUUUUCACAUCAGGCUUUUUUUUAACCGUCAGCCAUAGAAAAGGCUCAAUAUGGCAGGUCAUUUAAGCUCAUAUCCAUACUUGAUUCAUCCUUUGUCAAAUGAUCAUUUAUUUGAUUCCAUUCUUCAUAUCAUUACCAGCUUUGUACAACUCUGGAACACGAUUCAAGCCUUUAUUCAUAUUCUAGAGGCAAACAAUAAUCCUUAAGUGGCUGAUGGAAACAUCCAUUUAAGUCUGUUAUGCUGAAGUGUUGUGUCACUCUGAACUUUAACCAGGUGUUCCAAACGAAUGAGUUCACACCAUCGUAGCACCAGACAUUUGUACAGUGAGACAUCAGCAUGUAGCUCUGCGUUUCCCUUUAUAAAGUAUACCUGUGGUUUUUAUCAGAACAGCCAAAUGCAUACAAACAACAAGUCAACAGAUUUCAUGUUCAGUAUUAGCAAGCUGGUUCUUGCUCUCCUAACGAAAAGUACAAAACAAAGUAAAGAGGCUCCUUUUUUCCUCACUUUCACAUCCUUUCUUUCUUUAUAUGUUGUAUUGGACAGAGUUUAAAGAGAGCAUUAUUGUGUAAAUGAUUCUCAUAAAUUGUACAUUUUUACCAAUAUCUCAGCCACUUUCUGUCUCAACUUUAUGAUUGCUCAUUGUGCCUGUAUUAAAUGUGUAAUAUAUGAAUAUAUACAAAUAUAUUAAAAUGACUAAGGGUG